CCUAAACCAACGUCUUAUCCCCCGCCGCACUUUGAGUUGUGCACUCAUAUACAUACACCACAUGCAUGCAAAAUACAUGAACAUGACAUUGCAUGCAAAGGAGAAAAUAUCAAUCCCUUCAUCAAUUCUUCUGCUUCUUCCUCUUCUGUUGUGUCCGACCAGUGUUGUCUCGGACGACAACGUCCCGAUCCCUCCGACUAAGGAUCAAGUGAACACUUGGUUCACUGCCAACGUCAAGCCCCUCGCAUCCAGAAAGGACCUCGAUCCCGGCCUCGUCAAGGCCGAGGCCAACGUCUCUCACAUUAAGGUCAGUAGCGACGGAAAAGGGAAAUUCAAGACCAUUUCCGAUGCCAUCCAUAGCGUACCCGCCGGAAACACACAACGAGUUAUCAUUUCGUUGGCUGGCGGGACCUACAAGGAGAGAGUGAAGAUAGAAAGGGACAAGCCAUUCAUCACCUUGUACGGUGAUCCGGCUAAUCGGCCCACCAUAGUCUUUGAUAGCACGGCGGCUAAAGAUGGCACCGUGUACAGUGCCACCGUUUACGUUUUAUCGGAUUACUUCAGCGCGGUUAAUAUUGACUUUGUGUGUAUGCAGAAUUCGGCUCCAAGGCCAGAUGGGAAAAAACCAAAUCAACAAGCCGUGGCUGUAACCCAGAGUGGCGACAAGGCCUCCUAUUACAACUGUAAGAUGAAAGGAUUUCAGGACACAUUUUGUGACAAUGUUGGAAGACACUUCUUCAAAGACUGCUAUAUUGAAGGGACAGUUGAUUUCGUAUUUGGCGAUGGCAAGUCUCUAUAUGUGAACACAGAGUUGCAUGUGAUAGAAGGCGACAAUAUGGCUGUAGUAACAGCACAUGGUAGGCACACGAAUGCUGAGGACACUGCAUACUCUUUCGCGCAUUGCAAAGUUACAGGGAAAGGGACUGGGGGCUUGCUUGGGAGAGGAUGGAAGCCUUUCUCAAGGGUCAUUAUUUCAUAUACUGAAAUCGGCAAUUGCAUCAAACCAGAGGGGUGGAGUGGCAUGCGUGGAAAUCCUACCAAUGGAGGGACAACUUUCUUUGGGGAAUAUAAGAAUACUGGACCAGGAUCUAAUAUGAAAACGAGGCCCAAGUUUGUAAGGAGGUUAACUGAUCCAGAAGUUAGACCUUACCUCACACUUGGUUUCAUAGAAGCAUCUAAGUGGCUUCUUCCCCCUACCAAAGUCUGAAGUGUUGGACGUAUAUGCAUGUUUGACCAUCCAUUUGAUAUGUAUAGUACAUGCUUUAUUAUUUGCCGUUAUUGAGUCGGGUUCAUUUUAUUUAUUUGAUAGAGUAUAUGGGUCCACAUCCUAUGACCCACAUACUCAGAAUACUAAUAUCAAGGCAGCUGUCAUAUGGCUAAUCCUCCAUUAGCUGACUUACGGUUCAGACACAGAAACUCAAAAACCCAGAUACUAAAGACCAUCGCCAGAAAGCACUUGGGAUCCCCUCAGUUGGACUCUCCAUCGGUCAGGCCCUCCACAGAACGUCUUCGGUGGAAUGCAUUUUAUACUUAACUCUAAAUAUCGUGUACUUAGCUCAUUAGAGGCCUUAUAUUGUAUCGGGCCUCUCAGGCCCAAGACCUAGGAGCUCAAUCCACAUUUCCUCUAUAAAUACUUCCCAUGGGGGUAGUCGUAGGGCGUUGAGAAAUACUAUCAUUCGUUCUGUUUUAAUCGCAACAUGUUGAAUUUUACACUA
Cuscuta europaea is the source of this 1715-nucleotide messenger RNA. Lineage: Eukaryota; Viridiplantae; Streptophyta; Magnoliopsida; Solanales; Convolvulaceae. The record is from the annotation of a GenBank genome assembly.